Odobenus rosmarus divergens (Pacific walrus) is the source of this 1865-nucleotide messenger RNA. It is a transcript of the gene CFI, whose product is annotated as complement factor I. The transcript is spliced from 13 exons. The record is from RefSeq and is a predicted model, not a curated record. Gene Ontology annotation, molecular function: serine-type endopeptidase activity; protein binding. Gene Ontology annotation, cellular component: membrane. Lineage: Eukaryota; Metazoa; Chordata; Mammalia; Carnivora; Odobenidae. Gene Ontology annotation, biological process: proteolysis.
CAGAUGAAGAACAAAGAAAAGGGACAAAGAUGACACAGCUUUCUUCAAUAUUAAACACACCUCAAAAGGAUCUGGUAGAAGAAAAGUGCUUAACUGAAAAAUACACACAUCUCUCCUGCAAGAAAGUCUUCUGCCAACCAUGGCAGAAAUGCAUCGAUGGGACCUGUAUUUGUAAACUCCCUUAUCAGUGCCCAAAGAAUGGAACCCCAGUGUGUUCAACUAAUGGGAAAACCUACCCAACUUACUGUCAGCAAAAGAGUUUUGAAUGUCUUCGUCCAGGAGCAAAAUUUUUAAAUAGCGGAGCAUGCACAGCUGAAGGACAAUUUAGUGUUUCCAUAAAGUAUGGAAAUAUCACUUCAGAAGGAAUUGUUGAAGUAAAACUUGUAGAUCAAGAUAAGAAAAUGUUCAUAUGUAAAAAACACUGGAGCAUAACAGAGGCUAAUGUGGCCUGUCUUGACCUUGGAUUUCAACAAGGUGCUUUUGAUAUUCAAAAAAAGUUUGAGGUUCCUGAAAAUCUCUAUUUAAAUUCCACUGAAUGUCUCCAAGUGCGUUGUCGAGGAUUAGAGACAAGUUUGGCUGAAUGUACUUUUAAGAGAAGAACUAAAAAUGACAACAAUUUCGCUGGUGUGGUUUGCUACACACAGAAUGAAGCUCCUCCAACAAAUGACUCCUUUCACUGUGUGAACGGGAAAUACAUUCCUCAAAAGAGAACCUGCAACGGUAUCAAUGAUUGUGGAGACCAGAGUGACGAACUGUGCUGUACAGGAUGCCGAGGCAAAAGUUUCUUCUGUAGAUCUGGUGUUUGUAUUCCAAACAAAUAUAAGUGCAACGGUGAGGUGGAUUGCAUUACAGGAGAAGAUGAAAUUGGUUGUGAAGGUAAUUAAGGUUUUGUGUCAUGGUCCCAGGAAGAAACAGAAUUUUUGACUGCUGAUAUGGAUGAAGAAAGAAAACGGAUAAAAUCAAUUCUCCCUAAAGUGUCCUGUGGAGUUAAAAACAGCGUGCCCAUUCGAACGAAACGAGUCGUAGGAGGAAAGCCAGCAUACAUGGGAGACUUCCCGUGGCAGGUGGCAAUUAAGGACAAUGAGAAAAUCAAAUGUGGAGGAAUUUAUAUCGGAGGGUGUUGGAUUGUAACUGCUGCACACUGUGUCAGCAUGAGUAAAAUAUACCAUUACCAAAUAUGGGCAUCAUUUCUAGAUUCGUUAAGACCUGAGAUGGACGUAACUAUUCACUUCGCAAAGAAAAUUAUUAUUCAUGAAAAGUACAACGGAACCAGCUAUGAAAAUGACAUAGCUUUGAUUGAAUUGAAAAAACACUCAAGCCGAAAAGAAUGUGACCUGCCUAAUUCCAUCCCUGCCUGUGUCCCCUGGUCUUCAUAUCUAUUUCAACCUAACGACAAAUGCAUUGUUGCUGGCUGGGGUCGAGAAAAAGAUAACCAAAGAGUCUAUUUACUUAAGUGGGGUGAAGUUAGCCUAAUCAACAACUGCUCCAGGUUUUAUCCGGGUCGCUAUUUUGAAAAAGAAAUGGACUGUGCAGGUACAGAUGAUGGUUCCAUCGACUCCUGUAAAGGGGACUCCGGAGGCCCCUUAGUCUGUAAGGAUGUCAACAAUGUGACUUAUGUUUGGGGUGUUGUGAGUUGGGGUGAAAACUGCGGAAGACCAGAGUACCCAGGUGUUUACACCAAAGUGGCCAAUUAUUUUGACUGGAUUAGCCAUCAUGUGGGAAGGUCUCUUAUUUCUCAGUACAAUGUAUAAAACUGUGAUCUCUCUCUUCUGCUCUUUUUCUCUUGGGAGUUGGAUUUUAGUUGAAAUGAUACUGCAUAAUUAGUACUUCUCUAGGAAAAAAAUAAUAAAGCAUAUUUUAUUGGA